Rhipicephalus sanguineus (brown dog tick) is the source of this 3113-nucleotide messenger RNA. RefSeq lists its product as uncharacterized. The record is from RefSeq and is a predicted model, not a curated record. NCBI's taxonomy places the organism in Eukaryota, Metazoa, Arthropoda, Arachnida, Ixodida, Ixodidae. Bases 1203 to 1880 code for a protein of 225 amino acids. The transcript has 4 exons.
AGCAUCCAAAAUUUCAGGUGUUCUUAUAUAUUGACGUCUACGAGGAAGAUUUGGAACUCUGGACUUGAAGAGAGCACACCCUUGUCCGCCACAUCAGUUAGGCUUCCACAGAAGUUGAAAGAGGAGGAGAGACAGGGGAUAUGGCAUCUUUGCCUAUCACGUGUAAAGUGUUGUCGGCAACACUUUGGUUGCAAAAAAUCAUGUACAUAAAUACAAUUUGGCCUCUGCAUUGCCUCAUUCUUGAUAAGACAACUAUGAAGCACCACCCUGCCAGCACUUCAUCAACCAAGCGAAAAGAAACACUUUCAUGUUGCUACCUCAUAAGAAUACGCUUAGAAAUCGCCUCUUUUUUUUCUGCAAUUUCGCUUCGAAGUAUUCAAAAAAUAUUCGAGAAUUAUUUGAAAAAUAUUCGAUUCGAUUCACACUCACACUUCAAUGUUCGAAUUCGCUUUCGCACCCAAAAUUUUGCUAUUCGCACAGCUCUACUAUUACAUUAUUUUUUAAAUUAACUACAGAUUAGUCAACAGAGAUUUCUUAACAUUCAACGAAGAAGCCAAAGUAAUCACUCUAAUAUUUUUGCACGUCUACAAAUUAUCUUUCUAGCAUUUGCUUUUUCUUUUUUUUUUCACAAAUUCUAGUGCAGCACGCAUAAAUCUGGCUUUUCCUUAACAAAUCUCUGUGCAGUCUGCAAUGAACCAGAAACAAUAGAUCACUUUUUUCUAUCAUGCCGCCGUUUCGCCUCACUCCGUAGAAUGUUUCUGGAAAUGCCGACUGGUAGGCUUGGUUUACAAUUUACUACUUCUAGCCUGUUGUCGUUUGGAGCGAAUCAGUUUGGGGCAAGCCGCAGUGUUAUUAUAACUGCGCUACACAAGUUCAUUCAAGCAACAGGAAGAAUACGCUGCUAGUGAUACCGACCAUGGAAACCAAUUUUUUUUUUCCUUUAUUAUUAUUAUAUAUAUAUUUUUUCAAUCGUUAUCCUAUGGCUUUGUUAACUUCUUAACUCUCAUUUUUAUUUACAUCGCAUUUCAUGCUCUAUCUUUUUUUUUUUUUUUUGAAGUUUCAUAGGGUUUACAUUUCCCUAUGUAAUUGUAAGUGUGGCCAAUCCCCCUUGUGGGUAUGAGCCAGUCUCCUUAAGGCAAACAAACAAACAAACAUACUCGUGACGGAUUCUCCGUAGUGGGUUGAAUCAUACCCGUAGAUGAAUGAGAAGCAGAAUGGCUUUAUUUCAUUUCGUAGUUAGCAGCGUAAUAAGGAUUGCGUUCGCACUGUUGCUGAUCUACGCUCACCUACAAGCCUGCCAGAUCAAGGAUUUCUUCAGAGUUGGAGACGGCAGCAGGGAUGUCGCUUUCCGAACCGUAUCAUCAUACUCUGGAAGGACUGGUUUGGAAAUACCUUUCGUCAUCGUGUUUGCUGUGCAAACGCUGUACAAACAGCAGAUAUAUGCUAUUCUAUCGGACAGAGCACAAGCAAGAGCUGCUCAAGUACCCGCAGCCCGGAGACAGGCCUUCAUACAAUUUGUGGAGUCUUGGUCGUCUCUGAUGAAGACUGAGGAUAUUUAUCUGACAGCGAUUCCUAUAGUAACAUCUGAGAUGACAGCAAGUGGACAUGCCACUUUUGUUGUAGUUUAUGGCAUAAUUUCUAUGAUAAACAGACUGAAGUUUUUGAGUGAGGCUUACUGGGCAACCAACCAGCUCACGGACACUGAUUUAAUCCAGUGGACAUUGUUUAUUAUCAGCUGGAUCUUAUUCCUAAUACUGCUUGUCACAGGAGCUCUUGAUGCCAUCUUCCAGACUGCCUUGAGUCAUGAAUGCCUAGCGAUUUCUGAGUACGCGACGUUUGUCGUGGAAUCGUACUGGAGUCUCCACGACGCCUUGUUGUAGUUACGAGCAGCCACCAAGUGAUGAUCAUGCGCCGAGGCAUUCAUUUCUUCUACUGAAGCGUGAUGUGAUGAGAUUUUGACUACAGUGUCUGCACUGGCUUUGUUGUGUCAUUGUUCUGAAGAUAAAACACGUGCUAGUGGCUGUCACCGAUCCCAUUAAUGGGAGGCAAUCGCCGGGCAGAUUCCAAGGGCUGACAUAUCGGCCCCCCGAAACGCACCACGAAAGCGCGGACAAUUUAACCUUUUAGUGCGCCAGCGAAGGCCGGUUGUGGUCCAAAGACAGAGUCAGAGCCAAGUGUUGAUAACACAAAGAAAAUAUAUUCUCAGUUAACGCAGUACGAGCAUCACACAAACAUGUACACUCAGCUGGUAUCAAUUACAACUCUCAAUAUAACUUAGUCUGGAUAUGGAUAUCACUAUACAACACGUAAAAGCGAAACAAAUAUUGUGAGUGCGGAGAAGAGACAAAAUAAUGUGUCCUAGCACAGGUUGAGAAGCGAAGCGCAGCUCGGCUGUCGCGCAGGUAACUCGAACUUCUCGUAACACGGAAUGCAAACGAUCACUGCUACAAAUGAUUUUAGGGGCUUCUUUCGUCUUAAUGAACAAAGGUGGUAAUGUCACUACAAGAAACUGGUCGUCGGAAUUCUCUACAGCCAAACCACUUCAUCGAAUGCGUUUAAGCACAUUCGGCAAACAAACUUGCAAACUCCUCGUGGAAAAUGAUUUAGAGCAACCGCUAACAUAACCGAUACCAAGCGAAAUUUCCGUCUGCGCGUCAGCUGGCAUCAAUCGGCUCACGAGAAACUGUCGACAAAUAGCUUUGCAUGCUUACAACAUUACUAAAAAAUUCGUGGUGCCAAACAAAAAUAAAUAAGUAAAAAAAAAUGUGGUGUGUGACUUCUCUCUUGUGUCUGUGUCUGCACGCCCUGUCUCUUUAACAUGAAGAAAUUCACUGUAGUGUAACAGCGGGAAAAUGUUCGAUUUGCCCUGUAGCUUUUUUUUUUUGAUAAGGAUAGCGCUUGCUUCUUCGUAACGACCAAAUAAAAAGUUCCGCUGCGAAGCGGAAAAGUCGCACCACACAGCAGCGCAGCACGCCUUCUUUCGUAGUUUUGUGACAUUUGGAGAGUGACACCGAACACCAAAAUUCUGACCUUCAAGGCAUACUAUAAUAAAAAAAAAUUCUACACAUGCACAUGGUAAAAGCGCGGCAAGAGCAGACAAACGAAAUGGCAGC